Messenger RNA from Rhododendron vialii, 1828 nucleotides. Its product is annotated as ribulose bisphosphate carboxylase/oxygenase activase, chloroplastic-like. The transcript has 7 exons. Gene Ontology annotation, molecular function: ATP binding; ribulose-1,5-bisphosphate carboxylase/oxygenase activator activity; ATP hydrolysis activity. Gene Ontology annotation, cellular component: chloroplast stroma; thylakoid. The coding region runs from base 268 to 1671 and encodes 467 amino acids. The record is from RefSeq and is a predicted model, not a curated record. NCBI's taxonomy places the organism in Eukaryota, Viridiplantae, Streptophyta, Magnoliopsida, Ericales, Ericaceae.
AAGAAGCUCAAAUCCUAACCUCAACAGUCAAUUCUCAAGUCCAUGCGGUGGGGAAGGUAAGUAUAUCCUCUUCUGUACAUGGCCAACGGUUGUUUAUCCCCAGUGUGUGGCAGCCAUUAGCUCAUUAACCAAUCCACCUUAUUUUCUACUCCAGCUCACUCUCACAGCCAUCACCAGUUUCUAAAACACCCAUUCAUCUCUCUCCCCCCCUCCCUCUCUCUCACUCUCUCUCUUUUGGUGAAUCACAGCCUACAGAGCAGGCCAGCCAUGGCUUCAACCAUCUCCACCGUCGGAGUUGUGAACCGAACACCGUUGAGCUUGAACCGAUCCACUUCUGGUGUUGCUGGCCCAACCUCAUCAUUCCUGGGUAGCAGAUCCAAGAAGGUUUACCAAUCCAAGAGCUUCAGAGUGAAGGCUGAAAAGUCUGAAAUCGAUGAGAAGAAACAGACAGACAAGGACAAAUGGAAGGGACUCGCCUAUGACAUCUCGGACGAUCAGCAGGACAUCACCAGAGGAAAGGGAAUGGUUGAUUCUCUAUUCCAAGCUCCUUCUGGUGCAGGAACCCAUGAUGCUAUCAUGAGCUCUUAUGAAUACAUCAGUACCGGACUUCGCCAGUAUAAUUUUGACAACAAUAUGGAUGGGUUCUAUAUUGCUCCUGCUUUCAUGGACAAGCUUAUGGUUCACAUUUCUAAAAACUUCAUGACCCUACCUAAUAUCAAGGUACCUCUCAUUCUCGGUAUCUGGGGAGGCAAAGGUCAGGGGAAAUCUUUCCAGUGUGAACUCGUCUUCGCCAAGAUGGGUAUCAACCCAAUCAUGAUGAGUGCUGGAGAGCUGGAAAGUGGGAAUGCAGGAGAACCCGCAAAACUGAUCAGGCAAAGGUACCGUGAAGCAGCCGAUAUCAUAAGAAAGGGGAAAAUGUGCUGCCUCUUUAUCAACGAUCUAGAUGCAGGAGCUGGAAGGAUGGGUGGAACUACCCAGUACACAGUCAACAACCAGAUGGUUAAUGCCACCCUUAUGAACAUAGCCGACAACCCCACCUGUGUCCAGCUCCCUGGUAUGUACAACAAGGAGGAGAAUCCUCGUGUUCCAAUCAUAGUCACUGGUAAUGACUUCUCCACAUUGUAUGCUCCCCUCAUUCGUGAUGGUCGUAUGGAGAAAUUUUACUGGGCCCCCACUCGGGAUGAUCGCAUUGGUGUUUGCACCGGUAUCUUCAAAGCUGACAAAAUUGCCCCAGAGGAUGUGGUCAAGCUUGUUGACACCUUCCCUGGUCAAUCCAUUGAUUUCUUUGGUGCCCUUAGAGCUCGAGUCUACGACGAUGAAGUCCGGAAGUGGAUAUCAGGAAUUGGAGUUGAUAUGAUUGGGAAGAAGCUUGUGAACUCAAUAGAGGGACCCCCCACUUUUGAGCAGCCAAAAAUGACAUUUGAAAAGCUUAUCGAGUAUGGAAACAUGCUUGUCCAAGAACAGGAGAAUGUGAAGAGAGUCCAAUUGGCCGACAAGUACAUGAGUGAGGCAGCUCUUGGAGAGGCAAAUCAGGAUGCCAUCUCCAGAGGAACUUUCUAUGGUCAAGGAGCUCAACAAGUUCAUGUUCCUGUCCCCGAAGGUUGCACUGAUCCAUCCGCUGAAAAUUACGAUCCUACAGCUAGGAGUGACAAUGGGAGCUGCGUUUAUUAAUUGAAUGAAUGUAGGCCUGCUCUACUUUCUAUGUAUUUUGGUUCUCUCUGAGAGGAGAUUGCACUCCGAAAAUGAAGUGAAUUGGUAGCAUUAAUACGUUUGUUUUCGUGACUGCUGCUGUGUAAAUCUUGUUGGAAAUAUAUAUUACUUUCGCGCA